AUGAAGGAUUUGGGUUUAAAUUAUGAGAAGAUUGAUGCAUGCAAAAAUGACUGCAUGGUAUACUGGGGCGUGAAUGAAUAUAAGACCAAGUGUGAGACUUGUGAUGAGCCAAGGUGGACCACACCAGAAAGUACUCCGGAUGAGAAUGAUCUUCCAUUGAAAAAAUCUAAUAAAGAUCAGAAGGUGCCUGUAAAAAGAUUCUGGUACUUCCCGUUGAAGCCAAGGUUGCAGAGGUUGUUUAUGAAUUCUAAAACUGCGGUCCUUAUGAAGUGGCAUGAUGAAGAACGAACUAAGGAUGGUAUCAUGAGACACCCAGCCGAUUCUCCAGCAUGGCAAACUUUUGACUACAAUAAUCCCGAAUUUGCUAGAGAUUCUCGCAAUAUAAGAUUGGGCUUGGCAACUGAUGGUUUUAAUCCUUUUAAAACCAUGAAUGUAGCCCAUAGUACAUGGCCAGUAAUAUUAAUGCCAUACAAUCUUCCACCUGCAGAUUGUAUGAAGAAGUCUUACUUUAUGUUAUCUGUACUUAUACCUGGUCCCUCUGAACCCGGCAAUAAUCUUGAUGUAUAUUUGCAACCCUUGAUUGCUGAGCUAAAGGAAUUAUUUGAAGUUGGAGUAACUACAUACGAUGCUUCUUCGAAAACAAAUUUCCAAAUGCGUGCAGCUUUAUUAUGGACUAUUAGUGACUUUCCUGGCCUUGCAUCUAUAUCUGGUUGGAGUACGAAAGGAGAAUUCGCUUGUCCCGUGUGUUAUAAGUUUAAUUUGCCAUACUGGGAAAAAAAUCUUGUACGUCAUAAUCUCGAUGUUAUGCACAUUGAGAAAAAUGUGUGUGAUAAGGUUUUGUAUACAUUAAUCGAUUCCGAUAAGUCAAAGGAUAACUAUAAAGCCCGCAUGGAUUUGAAGAAAAUGGGCAUUAGGAAUGCACUCCAUCCUUAUUCCGAUGAGUUUGGAAAAGAGUGGAUACCGACAUCAUCUUUCACAUUAGAUAAAUCUGAGAAGGAAAGAUUUUGUAAGGUGUUGAAAAAUGUUAAAGUGCCCGAUGGUUAUGCUGCAAAUAUUUCGAGGUGUGUGCACUUGAAACCAACUAGGAUUUUUGGUUUGAAGAGUCAUGAUAGUCACAUAAUGAUGCAACAAUUGUUGCCCCUUUCAUUGCGCAAUCUUUUGCCAAAGUCGGUACGUUCACCUUUGAUUCAUUUGAGUCGUUACUUUAGAGACUUGUGUUCUAAAACACUUCAAGUCGGUGAUUUGACACGAAUGGAAAAAGAGAUUGCUCUCAUACUUUGCCAGCUUGAAAAGAUCUUCCCCCCUGCAUUUUAA
This is a messenger RNA of Erythranthe guttata (spotted monkey flower), 1314 nucleotides long. NCBI's taxonomy places the organism in Eukaryota, Viridiplantae, Streptophyta, Magnoliopsida, Lamiales, Phrymaceae. The record is from RefSeq and is a predicted model, not a curated record.